This is a messenger RNA of Arabidopsis arenosa, 5521 nucleotides long. Lineage: Eukaryota; Viridiplantae; Streptophyta; Magnoliopsida; Brassicales; Brassicaceae. The record is from the annotation of a GenBank genome assembly.
AGUAGACGUUAUGUUUCAAGCUCUAAGUGAAUUUGGAUCAAAGGUUAUUCCACCCAAAGGAUUUUAAAGAUGCUUCCUGAACUUUUCGACCAUCAAGAUCAGAAUGUCCGUGCAUCUGCUAAAGGGGUGACUCUUGAGCUAUGCCGUUGGAUUGGAAAAGACCCUGUAAAGUCUAUAUUGUUUGAGAAAAUGAGGGAUACGAUGCUGGAGGCUGAGCUUGCCAAUGUUUCAGGGGGUGCCAAGCCUACUCGAAAGAUAAGAUCUGAGCAAGACAAGGAGCCAGAGGCAGAAGCUAGUUCUGAUGUUGUGGGUGAUGGGCCCAGUGAAGAAGCUGUUGCUGAUGCGCCUCAGGAAAUAGAUGAGUAUGAUCUUAUGGAUCCUGUGGACAUUUUGACUCCUUUGGAGAAGUCUGGGUUCUGGGACGGAGUGAAAGCUACAAAGUGGUCAGAGCGUAAAGAAGCUGUUGCAGAGCUAACAAAGCUUGCUUCGACUAAAAAGAUAGCUCCUGGUGAUUUUUCAGAAAUUUGUCGGACUUUAAAGAAGCUUAUCACGGAUGUGAACUUGGCCGUUGCAGUUGAAGCUAUUCAAGCUAUUGGAAAUCUUGCAUGUGGUUUAAGAACACAUUUCUCUGCUAGUUCACGGUUUAUGCUGCCUGUUUUACUUGAAAAAUUGAAAGAGAAAAAGCCAUCAGUCACAGAACCACUUACACAAACGCUACAAACAAUGUACAAAGCUGGGUGUUUGAAUCUUGUUGAUGUUAUAGAAGAUGUGAAGACAGCAGUGAAAAACAAAGUUCCACUUGUGCGUUCUUCAACUUUGACCUGGUUGACAUUCUGCCUUGAAACAAGUAACAAGGCUCUUAUUCUAAAGGCGCACAAAGAAUAUGUCCCUCUAUGUAUGGAGUGUCUCAACGAUGGAACUCCUGAUGUGAGGGAUGCAGCAUUUUCGGCUUUGGCUGCAAUAGCUAAGUCUGUAGGCUCUGGUGGUGAUGACCAAGCUGGUACAAGCUCAGUGACAGUUCAGUCUUCAGUUGGGAGCACGGCCACAGGGAACUCAGAAGCUUCCUUUGUGAGGAAAUCAGCAGCAAGCAUGUUGAGCGGCAAAAGACCCGCUCCUUCUGCUCCUGCGAGCAAGAAGGUUGGGACUGGCAAACCGGGUGGAGGCAAAAAAGAUGGAUCUGUAAGGAAUGAAGGUCCAAAAUCUGUUGAACCACCUGAAGAUGUCGAGCCUGCCGAGAUGGGUCUUGAAGAGAUUGAAAACAGAUUAGGUUCUCUUGUGAAACCAGAAACUAUAUCUCAGUUAAAGAGCUCUGUUUGGAAAGAAAGACUUGAAGCAACUUUGGCUUUGAAAGAAGAGAUAGAAGGUCUACAAGAACUAGACAAGUCGGUGGAAAUCUUGGUCCGGUUGUUGUGUGCAGUUCCUGGUUGGAAUGAGAAAAAUGUGCAGGUUCAGCAACAGGUCAUUGAAAUCAUUACUUACAUAUCUUCGACUGCAGCGAAGUUUCCUAAGAAAUGUGUCGUACUUUGUAUUACGGGCACUAGUGAACGAGUUGCAGAUAUAAAAACAAGAGCCUCUGCUAUGAAGUGCCUUACUGCUUUCUGUGAAGCAGUUGGUCCUGGAUUCGUUUUCGAGAGGCUUUUCAAAAUCAUGAAAGAGCACAAGAAUCCCAAGGUUCUUAGUGAAGGCUUGUUAUGGAUGGUUUCGGCAGUUGAUGACUUUGGUGUCUCACUUUUGAAACUUAAGGAUUUGAUAGAUUUUUGUAAGGAUGUUGGGCUGCAAUCUAGUACAGCUGCCACCAGAAAUGCUACAAUUAAACUCUUGGGUGCUUUACACAAGUUUGUUGGUCCAGACAUUAAAGGGUUUCUUAAUGAUGUCAAACCUGCACUACUAAGUGCACUUGACACCGAAUAUGAGAAAAACCCUUUCGAGGGGACUGCGGCUCCAAAGAGAGUUGUUAAGACGUCAGUUUCAACAUCAACAUCUUCUGGAGGGUUGGAUAGCUUACCUAGAGAAGAUAUCAGUAGCAAGAUUACACCGAAUCUCCUUAAGGGCUUUGAGAGUCCUGAUUGGAAGAUGCGUUUGGAGUCAAUUGAAGCUGUCAAUAAAAUUCUGGAAGAGGCUAAUAAACGUAUCCAACCAACUGGAACUGGAGAAUUAUUUGGUGGUCUACGAGGACGUCUGUUGGAUAGUAACAAAAAUCUUGUCAUGCAAACAUUGACUACUAUUGGAGGUGUUGCAGCAGCUAUGGGACCAGCUGUCGAGAAGGCGAGCAAGGGAAUUCUAUCUGAUGUUGUGAAAUGUCUCGGUGACAACAAGAAGCACAUGAGAGAAUGCACCUUGGCUGCUCUUGAUUUGUGGCUUGGUGCUGUGCAUCUUGACAAAAUGAUUCCUUACAUUAUAAUAGCCCUAACAGAUGGGAAAAUGGGAGCAGAAGGGCGUAAAGAUCUUUUUGAUUGGUUGACAAAACAGCUUACUGGAUUAAGUGACUUUGUGGAUGCCAUACAUUUACUAAAACCUGCAAGCACUGCAAUGACGGAUAAAUCAGCAGAUGUGCGAAAAGCAGCCGAAGGAUGCAUUUCUGAGAUCUUGAGAGUCAGUGGACAAGAAACGAUUGAAAAGAAUCUUAAAGAUAUCCAUGGCCCAGCAUUAGCUCUUGUGCUUGAAAAAGUAAGACCAGGAUUUGUUCAAGAACCAUUUGAAUCAUCAAAAGCUUUGGCGGGGCCAGUGUCAAAAGGUGUUUCAAAGAUUUCAAAAUCAACUUCUAAUGGUACCUUGAAGCAAGGAAACAGAUCAAGAGCCGUACCAACAAAGGGCUCAAGUCAAAUUACGUCUGUCCAUGAUAUAGCUAUCCAGUCACAGGCUUUGCUAAAUACUAAGGACUCCAAUAAGGAGGACAGGGAGAGGGUGGUGGUUCGUAGAAUUAAAUUUGAGGAGCUGCGACCAGAACAGAUUCAGGAUCUUGAGAAUGAUAUGAUGAAAUUUUUUAGGGAAGACUUGCAAAAACGAUUGUUGAGUCCCGACUUCAAGAAACAAGUAGAUGGGCUGGAAAUCCUACAGAAGGCACUUCCAUCUGUUUCGAAGGAAAUUAUAGAAGUAUUAGAUAUACUUCUCAGGUGGUUUGUGUUGCAAUUCUGUAAAUCCAACACAACCUGUCUGCUAAAGGUGCUUGAGUUUCUUCCAGAACUUUUCAACACAUUGAGGGAUGAGGAAUACUGCAUGACGGAAGCAGAAGCUGCAAUAUUUCUGCCUUGUUUAGCGGAGAAGUUGGGGCAUAACAUUGAAAAAGUAAGAGAAAAAAUGCGGGAGCUGAUGAAGCAGAUUAUCCAAGCUUAUUCUGUAGCAAAGACGUAUCCCUAUAUUUUGGAAGGUUUACGUUCCAAAAACAACCGGACGAGGAUAGAGUGUACUGAUCUCAUAGGAUAUCUACUCGAGACUUGUGGAACUGAGAUAGGUGGACUACUGAAAUACUUGAAUAUGGUUGCAAGCUUGACGGCAGAAAGAGAUGGUGAACUCAGGAAAGCUGCUUUGAACACCAUGGCUACUGGUUAUAAGAUUCUUGGUGAUGACAUCUGGAAAUAUGUUGGGAAGCUUACAGAUGCUCAAAAGAGUAUGAUUGAUGAUAGAUUUAAGUGGAAAGUCAAGGAAAUGGAGAAAAGAAGAGAAGGGAAACCUGGGGAGGCACGAGCAGCAUUAAGGCGUUCUGUUAGAGAUAAUGGACCUGAAGUGGCAGAGCAAAGUGGUGAUCUUUCUCAAAUAGUCCCUGGACCUUUAUUUCCAAGGCAAAGCUAUGGUAUUUCCGAACAAAUUCUGGAGAGGAACCCGGUACCUCGGACAAUUGCUGGAGUUAAUGGCCCUACAGACUGGAAUGAGGCUUUGGACAUCAUUAUGUUUGGUUCUCCAGAGCAGUCGGUUGAAGGGAUGAAAGUUGUGUGUCAUGAGUUGGCACAGGCUUCUAAUGAUCCUGAAGAGAGUGCAAUUGAUGAACUUGUGAAGGAUGCAGAUGGGCUUGUUUCAUGCUUAGCAAAUAAGGUUGCCAAAACAUUUGAUGUUAGCUUAAUGGGAGCUUCAUCGAGGUCGUGUAAAUAUGUUUUGAACACACUUAUGCAGACAUUCCAAAAUAAAAAGCUUGCCCAUGCAGUCAAAGAAGGGACUCUUGAAAGCCUUAUAACAGAGCUCUUGCUUUGGCUUCUGGAUGAAAGAGUUCCACGCAUGGAAGAUGGGAGCCAACUGCUGAAAGCUCUGAAUGUUUUGAUGCUUAAGAUCCUGGAUAAUGCAGAUCGGACAUCUUCGUUUGUGGUCCUUAUUAGCUUGCUACGUCCCCUGGAUCCAUCUAGAUGGCCUUCACCUGCUACGGCUGAAGUUUAUGCUGUCCGGAAUCAAAAAUUCUCUGAUUUGGUAGUUAAAUGCCUUAUUAAACUUACAAAGCUCCUCCAAAGCACCAUAUAUGAAGUUGAUCUUGAUAGACUUCUUCAGAGUAUCCAUGUAUAUCUGCAAGAGCUGGGAAUGGAAGAGAUACGUAGGAGAGCUGGGGCAGAUGAUAAACCUCUGAGAAUGGUGAAAACUGUUCUACAUGAACUUGUUAAGCUCCGGGGAGCUGCAAUUAAGGGCCACUUGUCUCUUGUCCCUAUUGACAUGAGGCCACAACCCAUCAUUCUCGCUUACAUCGAUCUAAACCUUGAGACUUUAGCUGCAGCAAGAAUGUUAACUGCAACAGGUCCUGUGGGCCAAACCCAUUGGACAGAUUCAACAGCCAACAAUCCUUCACCUCCCGCAAAUUCUGCUGAUGUUCAGUUGAAGCAAGAGCUAGGGGCAAUUUUUAAGAAAAUAGGUGACAAACAAACUUCCACAAUAGGUCUUUACGACCUCUACCACAUCACUAAGUCCUAUCCAAAGGUUGAUAUUUUUUCCCAACUUCAAAAUGCUAGCGAAGCGUUUCGUACUUACAUCAGAGACGGUCUGGCCCAGGUUGAGAAGAAUGCAGCUGCGGGAAGAACGCCUUCAAGCCUACCGUUGUCAACUCCUCCCCCUUCUUCCUUAGCUCUUCCAUCUCCUGAUAUUCCUUCCUUGUCCUCUUUAGAUGUGAAGCCUCUGAUGAACCCUAGAUCUGAUUUAUAUACCGAUGAUAUCCGAGCCAGUAACAUGAAUCCUGGAGUGAUGACAGGGACGCUAGAUGCAAUCAGAGAAAGGAUGAAGAACAUGCAACUGGCUUCAUCAGGAACCCUAGAGCCAGUAAGCAAACCGCUGAUGCCAACAAACGAUAACUUAUCAAUGAACCAACAGAGCGUUCCCCAGAGCCAAAUGGGACAAGAGACACCCCACACACACCCGGUGGUUCUCCCAAUGGAUGAGAAAGCAUUGUCCGGUCUUCAAGCCCGAAUGGAGAGGCUCAAAGGUGGAUCACUGGAACAUAUGUAGAACUAGAGACCCCAAGCUUUGGAGUCUAAAGCUACAAAGCAAAUUCGCCAUUUUUGUUACUUCUCUCCAAUUAAUGUAGUGGUAGUAGUAAAAUACUUUUUUUUUA